ACGUCAGUAGGUGCCACGCCCACCAGCUGAGCGAUCAGCUGCAAGUUCUUCCUGUUUUCUGCAGGUCGCUCAGUCUGACAGGACCCGACCAGACCCGACCAGACCUAGACCCAGGACCAGACCUAGACCCAGGACCAGACCCAGGACCAGACCCAGGACCAGAACCAGAACCCGCCGGGUGGAGACCGACACAGGGACGAGCAUUCAGGUUACACCAUGUCAAAGAAGGGAGGAAAUCGUGGAGCGGAGUUUGAGGGGCCGGGGGAUGCGUCAAUCAUCCGAAUCCCGCCUCAUCACUACAUCCACGUCCUGGACCAGAACACCAACAUCGCCCGCGUGGAGAUCGGACCCCUCACCUACAUCCGCCAGGACAACGAAAGAGUGCUCUUUUCACCGGUGCGUAUGAUCAUGGUGCCGCCGCGUCACUACUGCGUGGUCGCCAACCCUGUUGCCCGUGACGACAACGGUCAAGUCCUCUUUGACCAGUCGGGUCAGGCCAAGCUCCGCCACGCCGACCUGGAGAUCCGUCUGACCCAGGACCCGUUCCCACUGUACCCCGGAGAGGAGGUCCAGCAGGAAGUGACGGCGCUGCAGAUCGUGUAUCCCGACACGGCGCUGCGUCUGCAGGCUCUGCUGGACUUUGAGGAGCAGGGCGGAGAGAAGAGAAUCGCUGGAGACGAGUGGCUGUUUGAAGGACCAGGGACGUACAUCCCGAGGAAGGAGGUGGCGGUUCUGGAAACCAUCAAGGCGACAGUGAUCAGAGAGAAUCAGGCCAUCAGACUGAGAGCUCGUAAAGUGGGCGUGGACAGAGGAGGAGUCCGCAGGGUCACAGGUGAGGAGUGGCUGGUCAGUAAGGUGGGAGCGUAUCUACCAGGUGCUCAUGAAGAAGUCAUUGACAUCGUGAACGCCUUCAUCCUGACGGACAAGAAAGCGCUCCAUGUUCGCGCCCUGCGGCCGUUCAAGGACGCCGCCGGCCGCGACCGCCGCACGGGGGAGGAGUGGCUGGUAACCAUGAGUGACAGGGAGGCUCACAUCCCCUCGGUGGCGGAGGAGGUGGUGGGGGUGGUGGACGUGACCACGCUGAGCAGCCGUCAGUACUGCGUCAUCCUGGACCCGGUCGGACCCGAUGGGAAACCUCAGCUGGGCCAGAAGAGGGUGGUGAAGGGCGAGCGCUCCUUCUUCCUGCAGCCUGGCGAGCUCCUGGAACUGGGCAUCCAGGACGUGUACGUGCUGUCGGAGGAGGAGGGGCUGGUGCUGAGGGCCGUGGAGGCGUUCAACGACAUCGAGGAGGCCGAAGACGAGGAGGCCGAAGAGGAGCAGCCGGAGAAGGCCAAGCGUUCCCGGAGGGGCGGCGUCCAGCGUCGCCCUGGAGACCGCUGGAUGCUCCGGGGCCCCGCCGAGUACGUCCCGCCCACUGCUGUGGAGGUGAUGGUCAGACGAGACGCCAUCCCGCUGGACGAGAACGAAGGAAUCUACGUCCGGGACAUCAAAACGGGAAAGGUGCGAGCUGUCAUCGGUCACACCUACAUGUUGACCCAGGACGAGGAGCUGUGGCAGAAGCAGCUUCCCUCUAAGGUGGAGGCGCUGAUGGCGUCUCCCAUCGACCCGCUGGCCAACCGCUCGGACCGGACCACGAGCGAAAGCAGCCAGCCCAGGGACAAGACCCGCGUCGUGUCCUACAGGGUUCCCCACAACGCCGCCGUGCAGGUGUACGACUACAGGGAGAAGAAGGCCAGGGUGGUGUUCGGUCCGGAGAUGGUGAUGCUGGGACCUGACGAGCAGUUCACCGUCCUCUCGCUGUCCGGAGACAAACCAAAGAGACCCAACGUCAUCAAGGCCGUCUGUCUCCUGCUGGGACCCGACUUCUGCACCGACAUCAUCACCAUCGAGACGGCCGACCACGCCCGCCUGCAGCUGCAGCUGUCAUACAACUGGCACUUUGAUAUCAAAUCUCGUGCAGACGCUGCCGAUGCAGCCGCUCUGUUUUCUGUCCCCGACUUUGUGGGAGACGCCUGUAAAGCCAUCGCCUCGCGGGUCAGAGGCGCCGUGGCCUCUGUGCAGUUUGAUGACUUCCACAAGAACUCAAACCGGAUCAUCUGCUCAGCCGUGUUCGGCUUCGACGAGAAGCUGGUGGUUCGUCCGUGUCUCCGCUUCAACCAGAACAAUCUGGUGAUCAGCAGCGUGGACAUCCAGUCUGUGGAGCCCGUCGACCAGAGGACGAGAGACGCUCUGCAGAAGAGCGUCCAGCUCGCCAUCGAGAUCACCACCAACUCCCAGGAGGCCGCUGCACGACAUGAGGCGGAGCGCCUGGAGCAGGAGUCUCGGGGGAAGCUGGAGCGGCAGAGGAUCACCGACCAGGCCCAGGCGGAGAGAGCCAGGAGGGAGCUGCUGGAGCUGGAGGCUCUCAGUGCGGCGGAGAGUACAGGAGCAGCGAAGGCGGAGGCCCAGUCUCGGGCGGAGGCGUCUCGCAUCCAGGAGGCGGUCAACGAGGCCAAACUGAAGGCCGAGGCUCAGAGCAUCGAGGCGGAGGCGGAGCUGCAGCGGCUGGCGAAGGCUCGAGAGCAGGAGCUGAGCUACAAGAAGAAGAUGGAUCAUCUGGACGUGGAGAAGCAGGAGCGACUCGUUCAGAUCGAGAGUCAGAGGUUCAGUCAGCUGGUGGAGAGUCUGGGCAGCGACACGCUGAAGGAGAUGGCAAGAGCCGGACCUGAGCUGCAGGUGAAGAUGCUCCAGGCUCUGGGGCUGAAGUCCACCCUCAUCACUGACGGGUCAUCACCCAUCAACCUCUUCACCACAGCCAACGGCCUGCUGGGGGCGCUGCCGGGCCAGUGAGGAGGAGGAGGAGGAGGAGGAGGCAAAUGUUCAGAAGAAGCUCAUCAUGUGAUCCGACACGUUCGAUUCUCUUCGUGUGUUUGUUACUCUGACAGAUUCCUGUUAAAACCCUCCGCUCGUCUUCUCGUUGUUCAGCGAUGACGUCGACAGUGAAAAUGAAGAAGAAAGUUUCUGUAAACUACGUUCAGUCCAAAUAAAACUGUUUACAUGUGAAA
Messenger RNA from Hippoglossus stenolepis (Pacific halibut), 3044 nucleotides. RefSeq names its product major vault protein (gene mvp). NCBI's taxonomy places the organism in Eukaryota, Metazoa, Chordata, Actinopteri, Pleuronectiformes, Pleuronectidae. Gene Ontology annotation, cellular component: cytoplasm; nucleus. The record is from RefSeq and is a predicted model, not a curated record.